Phyllostomus discolor (pale spear-nosed bat) is the source of this 954-nucleotide messenger RNA. RefSeq names its product heterogeneous nuclear ribonucleoprotein A1-like. The transcript has 2 exons. Gene Ontology annotation, molecular function: RNA binding. NCBI's taxonomy places the organism in Eukaryota, Metazoa, Chordata, Mammalia, Chiroptera, Phyllostomidae. The record is from RefSeq and is a predicted model, not a curated record.
AUGUCUAAGUCAGAGUCUUGCAAAGAGCCCAAACAGCAGUGGAAGCUCUUUAUUGGAGGUUUGAGCUUCACAGCAACUAAUGAGAGUCUGAGGAGUCAUUCUGAGCCAACGGGAAUGCUCAGGAACUGAAUGGUAAUGAAAGAUCCAAACAGCAAGGUCUCCAGAGGCCCUGGGUUUGUCACGUAUGCCACUGUGGAGGAGAUGGCUACAGCCAUGAAUGCAAGGCCACAGGAUGUGGAUGGAAGAGUUGUGGAACAAAAGAGGGCCAUCUCAAGAGAAGAUUCCCAAAGACCUUGUUCCCACUUAACUGUGACAAAGAGAUUUGUCAGUGGUAUUAAAGAAGACACUGACAAACAUCACCUAAGAGAUUAUUUUGAACAGUAUGAGAAAAUUGAAGCGAUUGAAAUCACAAAUGACCAAGGCAGUGGCAAAAAGAGAUUUGCUUUUGUAACCUUUGAUGAUCAUGCCUCUGCAGACAAGAUUGUCACUCAGAAAUACCAUACUGUAAGUGGCCACAACUGUGAAGUAAGGAAAGACAUAUCUAAGCAAGAGAUGGCUAGUGCUUCAUCCAGCCAAAAAGGUCCAAGCGGUUCUGGAAACUUUGGAGGAGGUUGUGGAGGUGGUUUUGGCGGGAAAGACAGCUUUGGUCAUAGAGGAAACUUCAGUGGUCGAGGUGGCUUUGGUGGCAGCUGUGGUGGUGGUGGAUAUGGCAGCAGUGGGGAUGAGUAUAAUGGACUUGGUAAUGAUGGUAGUUUCGGAGAAGGCAGCAGCUACAAUGAUUUUGGCAAUUACAAUCAAUUUUCAAAUUUUGGAUUCAUGAAAGGAGAAAACUUUGGAGGCAGAAGCGCUGGCCCCUGUGGUGGUGGAGGACAGUACCUUGCUAAACCACAAAACCAAGCUGGCUACGGUGGUUCCAGCAGCAGCAGUAGCUAUGGCAGUGGCAGAAGGUUUUAA